CUUUGGCGUCUGCAUUGGAUCACGUGAGUGGGUUUUCGUUACCAAGGGAAGGGAAGAGAGGGACUUUGGCUGCAUUUGUUACGUCGGACAUCCCGCGUUGGGCAGGUGGGCUUUUCGUCGUUCCACGAACUUGGGACUUCUGGUUUCGGGUUGGUUUCAUCGGAAGUUCAAGAACAGGAACGAAAGUCGACAAGGUAUCUGGCAACACUUCACUGAGCUCAACAAUCCUGCUUAAGUCCCAAUCGGAACAAGCAAUAGUCGUGUUCAGAGACAAAGUUCUGGCAUAGCAGCGUAUCGUCACUAUGGGCUGGAAUACUGUUCUUACCCUUGACAAAGACGUCACACCGGUUCCUCGAUCGACUUCUACGACAGAGCAAGAAGAUACAUACAGCACUCAGCACAGUAUUGCAUGCUCAAGCAAUAAAACCUCAUUCGAAAUGCCACAUUCACAAUCCCAAGAUCCUCAAUCAUACAAUCGAUCCCGUCGACGCUCCUCCACGCUCGCCAACCUCAGCGACACCGAAGAAACCCACCCUCCCAAAUCCCGCCGCCGCUCCUCAGCCCUCAACACAACCCUACUCUCCCAACUCCGCCUAACCCAACGCCAAAAACCACUAACCUCCCGCCUCCUCACACUCCCUGCCGAACUCCGCAACCAAAUCUACAUCACCUAUUUCACCCAUCCAACCUACUCCGAAGACUGCCCACCACGAAUCCGACCCUCAUAUACUCUCCCACCCCUCCUCAAAACUUGUCGCCAAAUUUACAACGAAGCAAUCGGAUUAUACUAUUCCGCUACACCUGCUUUCCGAUGCUUAGAUGAGGAUUCUACUGUCAAGUGGUUGGUGAAUUUGCCUGAGAGGUGGAGGGGAAUGUUAAAAGAGGUGAGGUUUGAUACGAGGUGGAUUAUUUUUUCUACGCCUUUUAUUCCGGUUCCGGGGGCGGAGUUGUGGUUGGUGGGGGAGUUGGUGGGGAAGUUGGAGAAGAGGGGGUUUGAUUGCGAGAGGUGGUUGUUUAGGGAGGGUGAGGGGAGUGGGAGGGUAGAGGAUGGGGAGGAAGGAGGAGAAGAAGAAGAAGUGACGACUACGACUGGAAAGUUGAAGUGUAGCUUUUAUCGGAGAGGUGGUGGGGGCCAGGAGGGGGCGAUUAUUUGGACGGAUAAGCCGGGGUUGAUUGAGAGUGUUACUGCUGCUGUGUAGAAGGAUUUUUCUUUGAUACCCUGUGCGAGGAGUUAUGGUUAUGCGUUUUCUUGGUGUGUUUCUGGCGAAGCGUGGUACGGUCUUUCUUCGAAUGACACGAGCAUUUAGCAAGAUUUGCGUGUGCACUCACCCAAAAUGUUGAAGAAACAAAAUUGGACAAUCACACAGUG
Messenger RNA from Cercospora beticola, 1369 nucleotides. The record is from RefSeq and is a predicted model, not a curated record. NCBI's taxonomy places the organism in Eukaryota, Fungi, Ascomycota, Dothideomycetes, Mycosphaerellales, Mycosphaerellaceae.